GGACAAGGGCAAAACUCCAAAUCCCAGUAUGCCGCGCGGCGGUCGGGUGCAGCGCCUGCUCUGAUCCUCCCUACUUUUCUACUCCUUCCCUUCUCUUCUGAAUCCUCCGCUCGGGACCCCUGUCUGUGAAAGCCUUCGUCGCUCUCCCUACCCUUUUCUCUAAUUUUUAACCGUCCUUUCCCCUAUUUCCUGGAGCCAGUGCGAGACAUUGACUCCGAUUAAGCGACGUACACGAGUUGGGGUGGACAGAGUGGUGAUGGAGAGCACCCCGUCGAGGGCUGGACUGAACCGAGCACACCUGCAAUGCAGGAAUCUGCAGGAGUUCCUUGGGGGCCUGAGCCCUGGGGUGCUGGACCGACUCUACGGGCACCCUGCCACCUGUCUGGCUGUGUUCAGGGAGCUCCCGUCUUUGGCUAAGAACUGGGUGAUGCGGAUGCUCUUUCUGGAGCAGCCUUUGCCGCAGGCUGCUGUGGCCCUGUGGGUGAAGAAAGAAUUCAGCAAAGCUCAGGAGGAAAGCACAGGGCUGCUGAGCGGCCUCCGGAUCUGGCACACGCAGCUGCUUCCUGGUGGUCUCCAGGGCCUCAUCCUCAACCCCGUCUUCCGCCAGAACCUCCGCACUGCGCUUCUGGGUGGGGGCAAGGCCUGGUCUGAUGACACAAGUCAGCUGGGACCAGACAAGCAUGCCCGGGACGUCCCCGCACUGGAUAAGUACGCCGAGGAGCGAUGGGAGGUGGUCCUGCACUUCAUGGUGGGCUCCCCCAGUGCAGCCGUCAGCCAGGACUUGGCUCAGCUCCUCAGCCAGGCAGGGCUGAUGAAGAGUGCUGAGCCUGGAGAGCCGCCCUGCAUCACCUCUGCUGGCUUCCAGUUCCUGUUGCUGGACACCCCCGCCCAGCUCUGGUACUUCAUGCUGCAGUACCUGCAGACGGCCCAGAGUCGGGGCAUGGACCUAGUGGAGAUCCUCUCCUUCCUCUUCCAGCUCAGCUUCUCUACUCUGGGCAAGGAUUACUCUGUGGAAGGUAUGAGUGAUUCUCUGUUGAACUUCCUGCAGCAUCUGCGUGAGUUUGGGCUUGUUUUCCAGAGGAAGAGGAAGUCUCGGCGGUACUACCCCACGCGCCUGGCCAUCAAUCUCUCAUCGGGUGUUUCUGGGGCGGGGGGCACUGCGCAUCAGCCAGGCUUCAUUGUCGUGGAAACCAAUUACCGGCUGUACGCCUACACAGAGUCGGAGCUGCAGAUCGCCCUCAUUGCCCUCUUCUCUGAGAUGCUCUAUCGCUUCCCCAACAUGGUGGUGGCGCAGGUCACCCGGGAGAGCGUGCAGCAGGCCAUCGCCAGCGGCAUUACAGCCCAGCAGAUCAUCCAUUUCCUAAGGACAAGGGCCCACCCAGUGAUGCUUAAACAGACACCUGUGCUGCCGCCCACCAUCACCGACCAGAUUCGGCUGUGGGAGCUGGAAAGGGACAGACUCCGCUUCACCGAGGGCGUCCUGUACAACCAGUUCCUGUCGCAAGUGGACUUCGAGCUGCUGCUGGCCCACGCGCGGGAGCUGGGCGUGCUGGUGUUCGAGAACGCGGCCAAGCGGCUCAUGGUGGUGACGCCUGCGGGGCACGGCGACGUCAAGCGCUUCUGGAAGCGGCAGAAGCACAGCUCCUGACGCGGGCGCCGGACGCCCCGGGGACUUGGGGGACCUGCACGUGGGGACGCUGCUGUUCAAUAAAGUCGGAAAGCGCUC
This is a messenger RNA of Myotis davidii, 1726 nucleotides long. It is a transcript of the gene GTF2H4, whose product is annotated as general transcription factor IIH subunit 4. The transcript is spliced from 14 exons. Bases 257 to 1648 code for a protein of 463 amino acids. Lineage: Eukaryota; Metazoa; Chordata; Mammalia; Chiroptera; Vespertilionidae. Gene Ontology annotation, molecular function: ATPase activator activity; double-stranded DNA binding. The record is from RefSeq and is a predicted model, not a curated record. Gene Ontology annotation, cellular component: transcription factor TFIIH holo complex; transcription factor TFIIH core complex. Gene Ontology annotation, biological process: nucleotide-excision repair.